This is a messenger RNA of Ceratotherium simum simum (southern white rhinoceros), 2201 nucleotides long. RefSeq names its product beta-1,4-galactosyltransferase 1 (gene B4GALT1). NCBI's taxonomy places the organism in Eukaryota, Metazoa, Chordata, Mammalia, Perissodactyla, Rhinocerotidae. Gene Ontology annotation, molecular function: beta-N-acetylglucosaminylglycopeptide beta-1,4-galactosyltransferase activity; cytoskeletal protein binding. Gene Ontology annotation, cellular component: Golgi apparatus. The record is from RefSeq and is a predicted model, not a curated record. Gene Ontology annotation, biological process: carbohydrate metabolic process; protein N-linked glycosylation.
GGCCGGGGGCCCGCGGGCGGGCCGCCCUCCUCGCCGCAGCCCACCCCCCUCUUAAAGCGGCGGCGGGAAGAUGAAGCUUCGGGAGUCGCUCCUGGGCGGCAGCGCCGCGAUGCCGGGCGCGUCCCUGCAGCGGGCCUGCCGCCUGCUCGUGGCCGUCUGCGCGCUGCACCUCGGCGUCACCCUCGUGUACUACCUGGCCGGCCGCGACCUGAGCCGCCUGCCCCAGCUGGUCGGGGUCUCCACAUCGCUGCAGGGCGGCUCGAACGGCGCCGCCGCCAUCGGGCAGCCCUCCGGGGAGCUCCGACCGCCAGGCGCCCCGCCGCCGCUGCCUAGGGGCGCUCCCUCGGAGCCGCGCCCGGGGCGCGUCUCCCGCCCGGACGCGGACUCUCGCCCCGGGCCCGGCCCCGCGCGCAACCUGACUUUGGCUUCCGUGUCCCCCAGCACAGCACUGUCGCUGCCCGCUUGCCCCGAGGAGUCCCCGCUGCUUGUUGGCCCCAUGCUGAUCGAGUUUAACGUGGCUGUGGACCUGAAGCGUGUGGCAGAAGAGAACCCGGAGGUGAAGGUGGGCGGCCGCCACACCCCCAAGGACUGUGUCUCUCCUCACAAGGUGGCCAUCAUUAUUCCAUUCCGCAACCGGCAGGAACACCUCAAGUACUGGCUCUAUUACUUGCACCCGAUCCUUCAGCGUCAGCAGUUGGACUAUGGCAUCUACGUUAUCAACCAGGCUGGCGAGUCCACGUUCAACCGUGCUAAGCUCCUCAACGUGGGCUUUCAAGAGGCCUUGAAGGACUACGACUACAACUGCUUCGUGUUUAGCGACGUGGACCUCAUUCCAAUGAACGACCAUAACGCCUACAGGUGUUUUUCGCAGCCUCGGCACAUUUCUGUAGCGAUGGAUAAGUUUGGAUUUAGCCUCCCUUACGUUCAGUAUUUUGGAGGUGUCUCUGCUCUAAGUAAACAACAGUUUCUCACCAUCAAUGGAUUUCCUAAUAACUACUGGGGCUGGGGAGGUGAAGACGACGACAUUUUUAACAGAUUAGCUUUUAAAGGCAUGUCUAUAUCUCGCCCAAAUGCUGUGGUCGGGAAGUGCCGGAUGAUCCGCCACUCAAGAGACAAGAAAAAUGAACCCAAUCCUCAGAGGUUUGACCGAAUUGCACACACAAAGGAGACAAUGCUGUCUGAUGGUUUGAACACGCUUGCCUACCAGGUGUUGGACGUACAGAGAUACCCGUUGUAUACCAAAAUCACAGUGGACAUCGGGACACCAAGCUAGCAUUUUGAUACACUAAUAAGAGACCUGAAAAUGGCCAGGGACCUCUGCCGUGUGUCUCUGCCAGUCUGCUGGGCUGGUCCCUCUCAUUCUUCCCCAUCAGAGUGAUAGGGCUCCUCUCUCAGCUCAUCACUCAGAUGUCUUUCCAGAUGACCAGGACGAGCGGGAUAUUUUGCCCCCAACUUGGCUUGGCACGUGACUUCUUAGCUCUGCGAGGUGUUUGUAAGUGUAGGAACCAUCAGCCUUUGGGGGGUUCUCGGCAUGUUCACAGUCUCCCCAAAGAAUCAGAGCUGUACACAGCCCGAAAUUGGGUGACUGUGGGACUCAUUCCUGGUGGUAAACUGCUCAUUUAUUGUGAAAUAAGUAAGAAUUUUGCUUUAAAUUGUGAUAUUCUCACUACUUUAUGAAAAGUUGGAGAGUGCUGCUGAAAUUGGAUUGGUGUGAUGUUUUUUGGUUGUCGUAUUUUAACAGAAAAACACACGAUUGCAACCAAUCUCAUUUUACCCCCUCCCCUACCUUCUUUCAGUGGUAUGCAACUGUUAUAAUCACGGAAUCGCUGUGUGUGUAUGUGUCUUUUCUUAGCAAAAGAAUCUUAAAACUUGAGCCUUGGACCUUUUGCCCUGCUAACGUGUGAAUUCCAGGGCAAAUUUGGCCAUCAGAGCAUAAGCCUUGGGUGUUCUCACAGUCAGUGGCCUUUCUCCACAUUGUCUGAUUUCUGAAUGUAAAGACUUUUUUUAAAUAGCAGUUUGUAGUAUUUUAAAGAAAGAACAAAUCAGGUUCUAAUUAUGAUCUAGCUUGAUUUUGUGUUGAUCCAGAUUUACAUAGCUGUUUAGUGUUAAGUCCUGGCAAGUUGUUGUCCUGAGCAUGCUAUGUAAACUUGAAUUUCCUAUGUAUUUUUAUUGUGGUGUUUUAAAUGUGGGGAGGGGACUGA